AUGGCGACCUCAGUAACUUGGAAUGCCACCGUCGUGUUCCCCAACCAGACCGCCUCUCACCAGAGCUACCUCGGCGUCCUCGACGACGUCAACAGGUACAAUGUCCAGCUCAACACCUUUGAGCGCCUCUGGGCAGCUUGGUACCUGUGGAUGCAGAACGACAUCCUCGCAACGGGCAUCAUGACCUUCGUUAUGCACGAGGUCGUCUACUUCGGCCGCAGUCUGCCUUGGAUCAUAAUCGACGCGAUCCCCUUUUUCCGUAGAUGGAAGAUUCAACAGCAAAAAAUCCCCACAUGGAAGGAGCAAUUCGAAUGCGGCGCCCUCGUCCUCUUCAGCCACUUCACCGUCGAACUCCCCCAAAUCUGGCUCUUCCACCCCAUUGCGACCUGGUGCGGCCUUGGCUAUGGCGUACCCUUCCCGCCAGCGUGGAAGAUGGCCUACCAGAUCGCGAUCUUCUUCGUUCUCGAAGAUACCUGGCACUACUGGAUGCAUCGCGGCGCCCACUGGCCGCCGUUGUACAAGGCCGUACACAAGAUGCACCACUACUAUUCCGCCCCAUUCGGCAUGACCGCUGAAUACGCCUCCCCGAUCGAGGUCAUGUUCCUCGGCCUCGGUACUGUCGGUUCGCCUAUCCUCUGGGUGUUCAUCACCAAGGACCUGCACCUGUUCACGAUGUACCUCUGGAUCGUGCUGCGCCUGUUCCAGGCCAUCGACUCGCACUCCGGAUACGACUUCCCCUGGUCCCUGAGACAUUUCCUCCCCUUCUGGGCCGGAGCCGAGCACCACGAUGUGCACCACGAGAAGUUUAUCGGAAACUAUGCGUCGAGCUUCAGGUGGUGGGAUUAUAUCAUGGACACGGAGGCCGGUGCCGAAGCCCACCAGCGCAGGCGCGAGGCCAGGAUUGCCAAGGCGAAGAAGGCGCAGUAA
Molecule: messenger RNA, 927 nt
Organism: Colletotrichum chrysophilum
Lineage: Eukaryota; Fungi; Ascomycota; Sordariomycetes; Glomerellales; Glomerellaceae
Exons: 3
Coding region: 1-927 (308 amino acids)
Biological process (GO): ergosterol biosynthetic process
Molecular function (GO): iron ion binding; C-4 methylsterol oxidase activity
Source: RefSeq, a predicted model, not a curated record